AUGACCUCUCAAGCGUGUCAAGGUGACAGCACACAACUUUCGUUGCCAGAACAACUUCGCACCGGAACGCGCCAGAAGCAUCAUGUCCUAAACACGCUGGUGAUGGCACAUUUGCCGCUAUGUCUACCACCGCAUGCCGACAGACCACUCCACUACGCCAAAGGCAUGAUACUCUACGGGCAAAUAUACUCUGCGUUUGAAGACUUCAUGACAGUACAACUUGCUUGCAGCCGUGCAAACCAACGGCUGGCUUGGAUGUACCAGAGCAUGUAUUUGCCUCAGCUCUUAAGGAAGAGUCGAUUGCAAAGUGAUAUCGAAGUGUUAAAAUCCCGGCUGGGGCGCAGCGAAGCUGAGGACCUUGAGUCUCUGGCUCAAGAGGCGGAAGUCUUCUAUCGGAGGGUCAAGAGCUCGUUACUGAGAAGACCGCACGUCCUGCUCGCUUAUGCUUGGACAAUGUACCUCGCUCUGUUCAAUGGUGGUCGAUGGAUCAGGAGCCGGCUUGUCUCAGCCGGCGUGGAAUUCUGGCUGGGUGAAGCGUUACCGUUGUCGUUCUGGGAGUUUCCGGACCACGUUCAUGCCAAUGUGGAGGGAGAACAACUCAAAGAACAGUUCAAGAUCGGCUUCUCAGCAGCAGCCUCGGAUCUGACAGAUGAUGAGAGACAAGAUGUGGUUGAGGAAACUAGCCAACUGUUUGACCUGUGCUCAGAAAUGGUGGGAUUUUUGGAUCGGAAUGUGAGGACAGAGCCCUCACAAGAACUGUCUGCCGGGUCCUCGCCAUAUGCGACCCCUCUAGUGGCCAAACAACCACUCGAAUGUAUACGCUGUCGCCAAACCUGCGAGGGACGGCCUAGGUAG
This is a messenger RNA of Cladophialophora carrionii CBS 160.54, 855 nucleotides long. RefSeq lists its product as uncharacterized. Gene Ontology annotation, biological process: heme oxidation. The record is from RefSeq and is a predicted model, not a curated record. The transcript has a single exon. Gene Ontology annotation, molecular function: heme oxygenase (decyclizing) activity. Lineage: Eukaryota; Fungi; Ascomycota; Eurotiomycetes; Chaetothyriales; Herpotrichiellaceae. The coding region runs from base 1 to 855 and encodes 284 amino acids.